AUGCUGAAAAAUCGACAUGGAUCCACUUCGAGUAGUAAGUAAUGGAAUAUUUAGUCUCUAAAAUUCUCUCUAGAGCUGCCACAGACCCCGGACGAGGACGGGGUUUUCGACCUGGAGCCCAGUUUCGUCUCGCAUGGAGUGAUAGAUGGUGCAAUAACUUGUGUCCUGGCCGUGGACUCGCCCUAUAAUCGCGACGAUCAGAGUGAUGAGACCUUGUUGUUGGCUGGCACGUACAACGGGGACAUUUAUCUGUACGAUUUGAUCACCAAAAAAUAUUGUGGAGCCAUUUAUAGUAAGUGUAAUAUCAAGGUGGAAUAUCUCGAAAUUUGUUUAGAAAAUCUCGCGAAAAAGUCGGAGAAACGGAAGCAUGAGACGGCGGAGGACCGAGGAAGUUGGAUUCUGGAUGAGGAGGGGAUCGGUAAGCAAGUUUGGAAUUGGCGAGCUGCGCCCUGGCUUGAGUUUGAUUUUAGCUAAAUAUGGCUGAAAAUUGGGUUCCAGUCGACUUUAGUAACCAUAUAGGAUUUGUAAAAUACGUCUACUUAAUUUUGAAAUCUUGUUUUUCAAUUUUUUUUAAAAUGGCAAACUGCGCCCGAGCCAAAUGUUUAUUUCUCGCGCGAAAAUUUUUAGUUCUUGCGCCAUUGAGUCAAAACUGAUGUCAAGUUUAAGGAAAGCUUCUAAAAUAGCGUAAAUUAAAAUUUUCAGCCCAUAUGGUUUAUUUUGGUAUCUUGUUUUUCGAUUUUUUUGGAUGGCAGACUGCGCCCGAGCUAAAUCUUUAGUUGUUGCGCCAUUGAUUCAAAACCGAUGUCAACUUGAAGAAAUGCGUCUAAAAUACGAUUUUCAGUGCUCACCCGACAAGAAGGCGGGAUAAUCCAGAUGGGAUCCCUGUCCACGACCACAAUUUGGGUCCAAUUCCGCGGCGGCUCGCUGGCCCUGUUCGCGUGGGACUUGGCCGUCGAAAACAAGGAGCCCCGCCUGAACCUGCAAAAGCGCAUCCCCUUCAACCACGCGGGCUUCUGCAAGGCGGUCUACGUGCACGAGAAAUUCAUCCUGCCCGACACAAUGCCGGGCGCAGCCAGCGGCUUCAGCGUGCUCGACGAACGCUGCAACAAAAAGAUGUACGAGCUGAGCGAAGACUUGUUGCGCCGCGACUGUCAGAUUCGCAAGGCCGAAAUCGACAAAUUGCGACCCUUUUCGGGCGCUUUGAUGUACAUUAAACCCUACAAUAUCAACACACCCGACCAUUAUUUUGUCGGCUUCGAAGACGCGAGCCUCAUUUUGUUCGACGCCUUCGACUCCACAAUUGUGGAUUGGGUGGGUUUUUUGAGCACUGGCUGCGAUUUUGUGCAGUUUUGAGCAAUUUUUAGCCAAAAUUAUAUUAAUUUAGACAAAAAAAUUCUGUUUUGAGCCGAAUUUUGGUGAAAUUUGGAAUGAAAUUUUAUUGUAGUAGUAUGAUAAGAAGGCCUGAUGAGAUUUUAAGACUAUUUAUGAAAAUUUUUUUUAAUUAAAAUCUGAAUUUUUAAAAUUUUUCUGCAAAAAAGUACUGAAAAAUUAUGAUUUUUUUCAAAAAAAUAGCAAUUUUUUUUGAGUUCGUUUUUUACUAAAUUCCAUCGAAAAAUCGGUCAAAAUCCGAUAAUUUUUUUUAAAAAAUCAACGAAAAAAUAGCCCCUUCUCCCGCCAAAAAGCCCCUUUCGAACCGAGAGAGUUUCGAAGAGAGCGAGCAGCCGUGGUUUCAUGGUGUAGCGGUUAGCACUCAGGACUCUGAAUCCUGCGACCCGAGUUCGAAUCUCGGUGAGACCUAGUGACUUUUUUGCCUAUUUUUUGAUGGAAUUGAAGAGAAAGUGAUAGUAAAUUGUUAUUUUUGGUAUAUCAGUAGAGCAAAUAGUUGUGCUAGGUUAUGUUUUGAGGUAAAAUACGGGCUUUUAAUUGGGUUUUUUCGCAAUUUUAGUGAUUUUUUGUGGUUUUUGCCGUAAAUUGUUGAUUUUUUUACAUUUCAGUGGGAUUUUUGGCUUGAAAUUUUUUUCAAUGGAUUUUGAGGCUGUUUUUAUAUGCCACAUGAUAUUUCAGACCAAAAAAAUCAAAAAAAUCGAAAAAAUUUUUUGAUGUCAAGGGUAAUAUAAUAUGUUGUAGUAUCAAUACUACAUUCCCGACCAGACCACUGGCCUUAUUGCAGUGGCAUCUCGAAGCCUUUUGAAUUCGGAUGACAUGGAAGCCCAUCAAUUUUUGGUCGUCUUGCCAAAUAUGGUUUACCUCCUUUAUUUCGACCCCAGAGAACACAGAUUUGUAUUCAAUAUGAAGGUGAAGGAGUGGAAAGGGUGAGCGAAAUUUUUUUUUGCGAAAAAAUUACUUGGUUUUUACGAAAAAUAAAAAAAAAAUUUUUUGCACAGUGCGAAAUUUUUUUUUAAUUUUGCAAAGUGCAGAGCUAAAAUGCGAAGGCUCUUUCUUGUAAUUUUAAUCCCUCUAUGAUGACGAUUUUUAUGUCGCAAAAUCAUGACGUCACUUUUUUUGUACGCUGCGAAAGAAAUGGAAAUUUAUUUUUUGCACGGUGCACUCAAAAGGAAAUUGUUUGUUGCACAGUGCAAUGGAAGAAAAAACAAAAUCUUUUUUUAUCGUUGAAAGAGAAUUGAAUACUCUUCCUUUUGCGAUAAUUACAGUCAUUCUGUCUGUUGUACGCACUGUGCAGUAAUCGAAAAUUUAUUUUUUGCACUGUGCAGACGCCAAAAUUCGGUUUAUCGCACUGUGCGAGAGCGGAAACUUUUUUCAAUAGAUAAUAUAGCUGAUAUACGAUUUUUCGACCGGUCGAUAUUUUUCCAGGCAUGAAAUUGAGGUUUUUUGCAAGUUUUCGAAAAAAAAAUUUUUUUUUCAAAAAUUUUUUGUUUCGUAUUUUAGCGAUCUCCAUUGCAUGGCGGUGACCUUUGGGCCCGAAGCGCAUCGAAAACGCCCCGCCCGCCUCACCGAGCCCUGUCGUUUCGCCAUGGCCUUCAACUGGGGCCGGCUCGAGAUCUUUUCGCUGGCCUUUGACACCACUCAAAACGACUUCCAAAUCACCCACAUCUACACGGCGAAUGUGGGCAAAGAAGGCGUGCUGGACCUGAAUUGGAGCCUCCGAAGCCAGACCCUGGUCGCAUGUUGUGUGGAGACCAAAGAGGGCAAGGAAACCCGCAACAAAUUGGGCAAAUUGUACUACUACGAGAAGGCACCACUACCGAAAAAGAAGAAGAUCAAGUAUUGA
Messenger RNA from Bursaphelenchus xylophilus (pine wood nematode), 3229 nucleotides. Lineage: Eukaryota; Metazoa; Nematoda; Chromadorea; Rhabditida; Aphelenchoididae. The record is from the annotation of a GenBank genome assembly.